Molecule: messenger RNA, 1758 nt
Organism: Aspergillus wentii DTO 134E9
Lineage: Eukaryota; Fungi; Ascomycota; Eurotiomycetes; Eurotiales; Aspergillaceae
Exons: 2
Coding region: 1-1758 (585 amino acids)
Biological process (GO): transsulfuration
Cellular component (GO): cytoplasm
Molecular function (GO): carbon-sulfur lyase activity; pyridoxal phosphate binding
Source: RefSeq, a predicted model, not a curated record
AUGUAUCUCCGUCCAGUCCACGCAGAAGCAUCCAUCCCCAUCCUCCAACAAUUCAUCCGUGAAAAUCCCCUGGGCAUCUUGACAACUUCCAUCAGCUCACCUUCCUAUCCUCUUAUCCAGUCCAGCCAUAUUCCAUUCAUCCUCGAUGUCCCAAAAAUCUCAACCGAAACACCCUCAAAUGGCAUCCUCCGCGGCCACAUGGCCAAGCAGAACCCACAAGCAAAGGCAUUGAUGGACGCUCUUGCAGCAUCAAAGGCACAAGGAAACAACACUUUAGAACUGUCCGAUGAAGUCCUCGUCCUUUUCAACAGCCCACACCAUCACUACGUCACGCCCAAGUUCUACACCGAGACGAAACCCGACACCGGCAAGGUCGUUCCCACAUGGAACUACGCUGCUGUACAAGCCUACGGCAAGAUAACCGUCUACUGCGACUCCAAGUCCGGUGAAACAGGCUCCUACCUACAGAAGCAAAUCGAGGAUCUCACAAACCACGCCGAGACCUCCAUCAUGGGAUGUACGGGAGAGAAAGUGAAGCCGUGGCUUGUAUCAGACGCACCAGAUCGGUAUAUUGAACUUCUUAAAAAGAACAUCAUAGGCAUUGAGAUCAAUAUAGACAGAUUGCAGGGUAAAUUCAAGAUGAGUCAGGAGAUGGGUAAGGGGGACCGUGAGGGGGUGAUUAGUGGGUUUGAAGCGCUGGACACGGAUGUUGGAAAGCGGAUUGCGCAGACUGACGAGUUCAACGGGAAGAACUAUGUAUACUCCCGGGAAUUCGCACCGAAUGCAACACGCUUCGAGGCUAUCCUGUCUUCUCUCCUCAACGGCCAUGCAGUCAGCUACACCACUGGUCUCGCAGCCCUCCACGCUGCGUUAAUCCUGCUCAACCCGCGCCGCAUAUCAGUAGGUGAAGGCUAUCACGGCAGUCAUGAAGUCAUCGCCGUUCUCUCCCGUCUUUCAGGCCUGCAAAAGCUUAGCCUCGAUUGUCCUGGUGAGCAAUUGGAAGCAGGUGAUGUAAUUCUGCUCGAAACACCGGUGAACCCGUACGGUACUGCUUUCAGCAUUGAGGAAUAUGCCAAAAAGGCUCACGCACGGGGUGCCUAUCUCAUUGUUGAUAGCACAUUUGCUCCUCCCCCGCUGCAGGACCCGUUUGUGUGGGGUGCUGAUAUCGUCAUGCAUUCUGGGUCGAAAUAUUUCGGUGGACACAGUGACCUCCUCUGUGGUGUCCUUGUCGUCAAGCGAAAGGACUGGCUGAAGCAACUGUUCGAAGAUCGAUUGGCCAUUGGUAAUGUCAUGGGUAAUAUGGAAAGUUGGCUGGGCACACGCAGUCUCCGGACUCUGGAUGUGCGAGUGCAACGUGCAAGCCAGAACUCUACGCAACUGAUUUCAUGGCUCAACAACUCUCUGAAUACCCCAGACGCUGCCCCAGGCAGUGAAGCAAGUAUCGUGCAAAAGGUACUCAAGAAGAUAUACCACGCCAGUCUCCAAGACGAGCCAUGGAUGAAGACGCAAAUGCCAAAUGGCUUUGGGCCGGUAUUUUCCAUCAUCUUGCAGAGCGAGGAGUUCGCAAGACUCCUCCCGACCAAGCUUUCCUUUUUCCAGCACGCAACCAGUCUGGGGGGCGUCGAGUCGUUGAUCGAAUGGCGCGCAUUGUCGGAUUCCAGGGUCGAUCGGAAGUUAUUGCGAGUCAGUGUUGGGUUGGAGAACUGGGAGGAUCUGAAAAAUGAUCUCCUUCAGGCUUUCAAGUCGGUGAUUCAAUGA